UGUCCAAUAGGUGGCGGUAUGUACCUGAUUGUUAACGGAAAAGGAAAAGAAGAAGCGAUUUCUGUAAACAAACAUAUAUUACGGAUUAUAGCUAAACUAAGCCUACAAAGUACGGCUUUCUGGUGUUAUGUGUAAAAUGGACAAGUCAGCUGAUAGUGCGAUUCUAUGACAUAUGCAGACCGAGCAUCUCGCUCGAGGUUUUUACGACUAGUCAAACCUUCAUCUACAUCGUCUUUAAAAGUCGUUGGUAUCGCUCUGGAUGCAGAAACAUGCUGCUGUUCCGUGUGUUAGUGCUGUUGAUUCUUCAUAUGAACGCGCACUGCAUGUCUCUGAACUGGACAUCACGUGACAGACCAAACCUAGUCAUGCUCAUGUCUGAUGCCUUCGAUGGCAGGUUAACUUUUUCUCCAGGCAAUAAAGUUGUACAGCUGCCUUACAUCAAUUAUAUGAGGGGAAUGGGUGCUGUUUUUCUUAACUUGUACACUAAUUCACCAAUCUGCUGUCCUUCUAGGGCAGCUAUGUGGAGUGGUCAGUUUAUUCAUUUGACUCAGGCCUGGAACAACUAUAAAUGUCUUGAGCCCAAUGCCACCACAUGGAUGGACCGCUUAGGAAAGAGUGGGUACCACACUCAUAGCAUGGGGAAACUAGACUACACGUCAGGACAUCACUCUGUCAGUAAUCGUGUGGAGGCGUGGACCAGAGACGUUCCAUUCCUGCUGAGACAAGAGGGCCGUCCGGUCACAGAUCUGGUGGGCGAUGCAUCCACAAAGAGGGUGAUGACUAAAGACUGGAACGUCACUGAUGCUGCGGUCCAGUGGAUCCAACACACGGCUGUGUCUCUCGCCCAGCCAUUUGCACUAUAUGUGGGGCUGAAUCUCCCUCACCCGUACCGCACAGACUCCCUGGGACCCACAGCCGGGGGUUCCACCUUCCGCACUUCCCCGUAUUGGCUAAACAAGGUUUCUUAUGAUCAAGUGUCUGUUCCAAAGUGGUUGCAGGUUGAAGACAUGCACCCUGUGGAUUACUACUCCACUUUCACCAAAAAUUGCAGUGGCCACUUCACAAAAGAAGAGAUCAGAAACAUUAGAGCCUUUUACUAUGCCAUGUGUGCUGAAACUGACAGCAUGCUGGGUGAGGUGAUGGCUGCUCUCAGAGACACUGGCUUACUGAACAGGACAGUCGUACUGUUCACUUCGGAUCAUGGGGAUCUAGCCAUGGAACACAGGCAGUUCUAUAAGAUGUCCAUGUUCGAGGGCAGCUCUCAUGUCCCUCUGCUUAUAAUGGGCCCAGGAGUGAAGUCUGGCUUUGAAAUCAGUCUACCUGCAUCACUAGUGGACAUUUAUCCCACUGUGCUUGAUCUUGCUGGUGUUCCACAGCCAGGGGGUCUCAGUGGUCACUCACUGAUCCCUAUGAUUUCUGGGGUCAGCGUUCAGUCAGCAGAGCCUCAUCCCGGCUGGGUGCUCAGUGAAUAUCAUGGUUGCAAUGCGAACGCCUCCACAUAUAUGCUGAGGAUCGCCGAGUGGAAGUACAUCACAUAUGCAGAUGGAUUGACCAUUCCCCCACAACUCUUUAACUUGUCCAAAGAUGAAUCAGAAUUGAAAAAUGUUGCAUCACAUUUCCCUGAUGUAUGUCAGGACUUGGACAAGCUGUUACGCACAAUUGUGGACUACCCCAGUGUCUCCCAAGCUGUUCACAGCUACAAUAAGCAACAGUUUCUGGAAUGGAAGCAAAGCCUAGGAGACAGUUACUCCCAGGUCAUAGCCAACCUGCGAUGGCAUAUUGACUGGCAAAAGGAUGCCAAGUCCUAUGAGAGAGAUAUUGAGGAGUGGCUAUUAGGGUUGGAUUGACCAUCAGAUUUGUAACUGUCAAUGAUCAGCACAAGCAAGACAUGAUUCAUGUUCCUGUUUAAAACAAAAGAACAAUGUAAUCUGUAUAAGUCGAGGCUUGCCACCCAAUGUACCUGAAACAUAGUUUGCCCCAUAAAGAGCUUACUAUAAUUAUUACAGAUGCACUCUAGUUGUAAAAUAACUUAAAAUAUAUUAUUUUUAUUUGGAUUUAAUAAUUUAAAUAAUGGCC
Molecule: messenger RNA, 2076 nt
Organism: Sinocyclocheilus grahami
Lineage: Eukaryota; Metazoa; Chordata; Actinopteri; Cypriniformes; Cyprinidae
Gene: arsk
Product: arylsulfatase family, member K
Exons: 8
Coding region: 270-1847 (525 amino acids)
Molecular function (GO): arylsulfatase activity; glucuronate-2-sulfatase activity
Source: RefSeq, a predicted model, not a curated record